Ochotona princeps (American pika) is the source of this 3940-nucleotide messenger RNA. RefSeq names its product zinc finger CCHC-type containing 2 (gene ZCCHC2). Bases 128 to 3604 code for a protein of 1158 amino acids. Gene Ontology annotation, molecular function: phosphatidylinositol binding; zinc ion binding; nucleic acid binding. The record is from RefSeq and is a predicted model, not a curated record. NCBI's taxonomy places the organism in Eukaryota, Metazoa, Chordata, Mammalia, Lagomorpha, Ochotonidae. The transcript is spliced from 14 exons.
CCGCCGCCCCCUCGCCGGCCGAGCCCCGGCCCUCCCCCGGCGGCAUGGAGGGGCCUCGCUCCUGACGGCCGCGCCGCCCCGCCCGCCCGCCGCCCCCGCUCGCAUGUCCGCGCCGCCCUAGCCGAGGAUGCUGAGGAUGAAGCUGCCGCCGAAGCCGACGCACCCCGCGGAGCCGCCGCCCGAGGCGGACGAGCCUGAGGCGGACGCGCGGCCGGGAGCCAAGGCACCGGCGCGCCGCCGCCGCGACUGCCGGCCUCCGGCUCCUCCCGCGGGCCCGCCGCGGGGCCCCCCGCCGCCGCCGCCGCCGCCGCCCCGGGGGCUCGGGCCGCCUGUUGCUGGCGGCGCGGCGGCGGCGGCGGGGCCGGGCAUGCCGGGCGGCGGCGGGGGGCCCGCGGCGGCGCUGCGCGAGCAGGAGCGGGUAUACGAGUGGUUCGGGCUGGUGCUGGGCUCGGCGCAGCGCCUCGAGUUCAUGUGCGGGCUGCUGGACCUGUGCAACCCGCUGGAGCUGCGCUUCCUGGGCUCGUGCCUGGAGGACCUGGCGCGCAAGGACUACCACUACCUGCGCGACUCGGAGGCCAAGGCCAACGGCCUCUCGGACCCGGGCCCGCUGGCCGACUUCCGAGAGCCCGCCGUGCGCUCGCGCCUCAUCGUCUACCUGGCGCUGCUGGGCUCGGAGAACCGCGAGGCGGCCGGCCGCCUGCACCGGCUGCUGCCCCGCGUGGACGCGGUGCUCAAGAGCCUGCGUGCGGCCCGGGCCGGCGCGGACGGCGACGCCGAGCAGGACGGCUCGGGCCCCGAGGGCGGCGGCGCCGAGUCCCGGGCGGCCGGCGGGCUGGGCUCCCGGGCGCAGGAGGAACUGCUGCUGCUCUUCACCAUGGCCUCGCUGCACCCGGCCUUCUCCUUCCACCAGCGGGUCACCCUGCGGGAGCACCUGGAGACGCUGCGCUCGGCGCUGCGCGGCGGCCCCGGCGAGGCGGAGCCGGCCGGCCCCAGGCCCCAGAACGACUCUGCUCAUGGUGAUUACAUGCAAAGUAAUGAGACCAAUUUACUAGAACAAGCCCCAGUACCUCAGGAUGGACUUACCAUGGCGCCUCACAGAGCACAGCGAGAAGCUGUACACAUUGAGAAGAUAAUGUUGAAAGGAGUCCAGAGAAAAAGGGCUGACAAAUAUUGGGAGUACACUUUCAAAGUAAAUUGGUCUGAUCUUUCAGUCACAACAGUAACAAAAACCCAUCAAGAACUGCAGGAAUUUCUACUUAAGCUUCCAAAGGAGUUGUCUUCAGAGACUUUUGAUAAGACCAUCUUAAGAGCCCUGAAUCAGGGUUCCAUGAAAAGGGAAGAACGGCGGCACCCUGACCUGGAACCCAUCCUAAGGCAGCUAUUUUCGACUUCAUCGCAAGCUUUUCUGCAGAGUCAGAAAGUGCGCAGCUUUUUCCAGUCCCUGUCGCCAGACUCGCUGCACAGCCUCAAUAACUUACAGUCCUCUCUGAAGACUUCAAAAAUAUUAGAACACUUGAAAGAAGACAGCUCGGAAGCUUCAAGUCAAGAAGAAGAUGUGUUACAGCAUUCCCUAAUCCACAAGAAACAUACCGGGAAAAGUCCCAUUGUAAACAACAUUGGUACAAAUUGUUCUCCGUUGGAUGGGCUUACCAUGCAAUAUUCUGAACAGAAUGGAGUGGUGGACUGGCGGAAGCAAAACUGCACCACCAUGCAGCACCCAGAGCACUGUGUGACCUUGGCUGACCAACAUUCUGCUGAAAAGCGGAACAUGGCUUCAAUAAGUAAGAAGAAAGGAAAGUCACAAAUAGAAAAGGAGAAAAUGAAAAAAGCGGAUAACAGAUUGAAUAGCAGGAUAAAUGGUCUGAGAGUGUCUGCUCCUCAGCAUGCCCAUGGUGGUCCUGUGGAAGAUGUAAAUUUGGACAUCGGAUCUGGACAUGACACAUGUGGAGAAACAUCUUCAGAGAGUUACAGUUCUCCCUCUAGUCCUCGACGUGAUGGAAGAGAGAGUUUUGAAAGUGAAGAAGAGAAAGACAGAGACACAGACAGCAACUCUGAGGAUUCUGGGAAUCCAUCAACAGCCAGGUUCACAGGUUAUGGCUCUGUCAACCAGACUGUCACCGUCAAGCCAACUGUUCAGAUUGCUGGCCUAGGAAAUGAGAAUGGAAACCUCUUAGAAGAUCCCUUAAGCUCACCCAAGUACCCCCCCAUUCCUUUUAUGCCAACUUUACACUGUGUCAUGCACAAUGGUGCCCCAAAGGCUGAAGUUGUCAUCCCUGCCUCCAAAUCUACUGACGGCAAAACCCUGAGCAUGCUUGUGCCCAGGCCUGUAGCUAUUUCUGCAGUCAGGGAGUCGGCCAGUGCAGCGCCUGUGGGAAUCCUGGGACCCACAGCCCCCACUGGAGAAGCAGAGAAGCACCGUGACCUGCUGGUUCCCCCUUUACCCACCCCCUCCACCUUCCUUCCCCAUGGGAGCGCUCCCACAUUGCACCCACCAUUUCAGGGGCUAAAGUCGCCACCGCCACAGGGGUCUGCUGAGAAUUGCACGGUGAAUAUCCCCCAACAGCCAACAGCAAGCCUGAGCAUCGGAUCACCAACCACUGCCUUUAUUCAUGUCCAUAGCCCCGGGGGCUUCCCAGGAUCUCCUGUGACUGCCACGGACCCCAUCGCCAAGUCUGCACCCCCAGUGGGAGGACUGAAUCAAAUGGUGCCUCAAAUUGAGGGAAGCACAGGGACAGCCCCUCAGCCUACCAAUGUGAAGGUAGUUCUUCCAGCAGCUGGCCUCUCAGCUGCCCAACCACCAGCUCCCUACACCUUGCCGGGCUCGCCCCUCGCUGCCAGCGUGCUCCCCACCCCAAGUUCCAGCGUGCUCAGCCCAGCCGCCACGUCGGCACAGCCCGUGAGUGCAGGCCUCAGCCAGGCCCAGGCAACUGUUCCUGCUGCCGUUCCCACCCACACGCCAGGUCCGGCCCCAAGCCCCAGCCCCGCCCUGACCCACAGCACCGCGCAGAGUGACAGCACGCCAUACAUCAGCGCCGGGGGGAGCUCGAGUGCUAACGGGACAGUGGUGCCACCAGCGCCGCAGCAGAUGGGUUCGGGUCCAUGUGGCUCUUGCGGGCGCAGGUGCAGCUGUGGGACCAAUGGAAACCUGCAGCUCAACAGUUACUAUUACCCCAACCCAGUGCCCGGGCCAAUGUACCGAGUCCCAUCCUUCUUCACCCUGCCAUCCAUUUGCAAUGGCAGCUACCUCAGCCAAGCACAUCAGAGCAAUGGAAACCAACUUCCCUUUUUUCUGCCUCAGACUCCAUAUGCAAACGGACUGGUGCAUGACCCAGUCAUGGGGAGCCAGGCCAGCUACGGUUUGCAGCAGAUGGCAGGAUUUGGGAGGUUCUACCCCGUCUAUGCAGCACCCAAUGGAGUUGCCAGCGCCAGCGGUUCGGGGCCCAAGAAGAAUGCCACUGUGUCCUGUUACAACUGUGGUGUGAGCGGACACUAUGCCCAGGACUGUAAGCAGUCGUCCAUGGAGGCCAAUCAGCAAGGCACUUACAGACUGAGAUACGCACCUCCCCUCCCCCCUCCUAGUGAUCCGUUGGAUUCUGCAGACUGAACCAAGUAAAGCUUCCUACUUUGUACCCUCGAGUAUGGGGAGGCGUGGGUGUGGAGGGGAGGAAAGGAAAGGUAUUUGGUUUGUUUCUUUGUCUAUACAUUUGCUAGAUUUCUAUGCAGUCGGGAUUUUUCCUUUCUCUUGUACCAAUGUCCCAAACAAGAAUGAACGCGGUACCCCGAGCCCAUCGUCUCCUGGUUCCCGAUGCGGCCUCCGAGGGGAGACGGUGCCGCGUGCUGUUUAUUACACUGAAUACUUGCUGUGUGCAAUGUUUACUGAAUCUUUAAAACUGUGUAUUUGAUUUUUUUUAUAACACUGGUGACAGUCACAUGGUUUUGG